Molecule: messenger RNA, 1459 nt
Organism: Chaetomium fimeti
Lineage: Eukaryota; Fungi; Ascomycota; Sordariomycetes; Sordariales; Chaetomiaceae
Exons: 1
Coding region: 217-1086 (289 amino acids)
Source: RefSeq, a predicted model, not a curated record
CUAGUAACACUUGCCUGAAGGAUGGAAUGAGACACGAGGCUGGCGAUGGAUGCCGCAUGAAUCCCGUAAUGCAUUCGCACUAGGAUAGACAAUCCAGCACAACCCCCCGACCGCCUCUCCUCGCCCUUGGUCCCCGGCCACGCGAAGUCGCUAACGUUAACAGGUCAUGAUCCUCUGCAGGUUGCCAUUCAUCCGAGUAUAACUACUGGACAGUACAUGCAUGUACAGCAUCUCGCCGACGCCCCUGCAGCCUCGAUCGUCCCCGCUUCUUCUGCACUUCGUCUCUCGCGGAUCUCCGCCCUGAACGUCCUGGAAUCUGGCAGGGACUUUCAUCAAACUCGAUGUACGUACCGACAUAAAGGAGUGCGCAAAGCACAGCAGGAGCGGGUUUGUGGCCAUGGUUUAACUACUAAGAAAGGGAGGGGGGGGGGGCCUCCCUUUCCCACGUCUUUCUGGCCGGGGCGAUCCUUCGCAGCGGACCUCGCCGAGAACGAAGGGCAGGACAGCGCAGUUCGGGAGAAACCCGAGGCGUGUAUGUCCAGACCUGUAUGGACAUACGGUAAGUACAUGCAGGAAGGACAGACAGACGGACAUCCAUCCAUGACACCAAAGAAACGGAACAACCUGGCACGUAAUGUAAAGCUUGGCGUGUUUGGCUUUCCUGCUUCCCCACUCCCCAUCACAUUGUGGACAGAAACAAGACGGGGGAAUUGCUGGGGUGGGCCCCGGUCGAGGUACCUGGUCAGAACUCCGCGAGACAAGGAAAUGGUGCGAAUGGGGGGGGACGGCACGUUCCCACAAACCAUUUCCACGGGAGCCCGGGCGGAUCCACUUGAUCUCGAUCGCCCCUCACCCCAAUCCACACAGUGCCCAUCGUCCCGAGUGUGGACCCCGAGCAACUUGCAGCCCCCCCCCCCCCUUGCACGGCGAGUCGGUCCAGGUCAAUCAGCUCCUGACAGAAACAGGAAACACACAAAACCGCAGCACCCGCCACCGCCUUGUCGGAUUCCCUCCUCGGUCUGCACCCUUACCCAUCUGCCCAUCCGCAACUUGUCGCCUUCUCACGAGUGCGUUGCACCGGAUUGAAGCUCGAGUGUUACCUGGUUUCUCGACAACGAACAAUAGAAAAAAGAAAUUGAAAAAGAAAAAGAAAAAGACAAGGCAAGACAGGAAAGCAAGCGAGCUUAGAACCAGGACUCGGUUAUUUGCCCCCUCGUCGUCACCAUCGAACGACUGCUGCUCUCGCCUCCCGCCCCUUCGCUACCUUAUCUAUCCGUUGCUACGCGCUCGCAUGGUCAGGCGAUUUGGGAGUGGUCAAGUUGCAGGAGGAUAUCGUUGACGGAAUACACAAGAGACCCGCUAUGGAAGCGGGUGGGCUAGGACAGAGGCAAAGGUUUGUGUGUUCCAAGAUAAAAACAUCUACGUUUCCAAAACUGUGCCCCGGACCCUAACUCGUUGC